Molecule: messenger RNA, 2054 nt
Organism: Folsomia candida
Lineage: Eukaryota; Metazoa; Arthropoda; Collembola; Entomobryomorpha; Isotomidae
Product: UDP-glucuronosyltransferase 1A1
Exons: 6
Coding region: 408-2024 (538 amino acids)
Molecular function (GO): UDP-glycosyltransferase activity
Source: RefSeq, a predicted model, not a curated record
UCCUAUGGAGUUGAUGUAAUUCGCAAAAACCUAGCUCUGUAUUGUGAUGCAAAAACCUGUUUAUUGACAUGACAGGUCUUAUUAUUAGUAAAAACUUGCUUCUGGAGAAUUUUUUGUCGUUGAUGGAUUAAAUAAGUAUAUAAAAAACCAAGGUCGAAAAAAUGCGUCUUCUAUACAUUUAAAUACACAUUAUAUUUCUCAGUUGUUAAAGACAAUGCAAACUAAAUAUUUCAUCAAAGUGAAUGAUUUCAUGGCAGUGGUGAUAAGUGAGGGUCCGAUAUCAAGGACAAGCAUGUCCACGAGGAUUGCACCAAUCCAAUGCUCAACUAAUUUUAUGCUGUUCAAUCAGUUUAGUUUCGUCUGUACGCAUUGAUGUACGCAUUUAGCAAGCACAUAUAAACUUUAAAAUGAACAAGCUUAUACCAAAUUUUAAAAGUAUAUCCAUAUUUCUGAGCGUUGUCCAGUUUUGUUUGGGGGAACAUAUUGUAUUUCUGCAUACAUGCGCUAGUUACAGUCACCGCGUCUCCCAAUGGCCGCUGGCAAUGUCAUUGGCAGAAAAGGGUCACAAUGUCACCUUCAUCAGCCCUUAUGGUCCUAGUUCUGAAUUGUCUAGUCCCAAAGUGACAGAAAUUCAGCCACAAGACCUCAAAGCGUUCAUGAACAAAAUUAUCGAGCAAAACUUUGACGUGAACCACAGAGCAUACGGACUUGUGCCACCGCUGUUUAUGGUCAUCGAUUAUUUUUGCUACUCUGCUUGUCACGAAAUGUACAAAAGUGAGGAAAUUAAAGCUUGGAUAGCAUCCAAUCCACAAGUAGACCUUGUCGUAGCAGACACAAUGGCGGACUGCUCGUAUGGACUGGCACACAAAUUUGAUGCGAAAACCAUACUGUACCAACCAAUUCCUGUCGUAACGAAACAUUUUGAGUCCUUCGGAAUCAACGCAGAGACCGAAUCAUUGCCAGAUUAUGAUGUGUCGAAACCAACACCGCUGACAUUUUUCAGCCGGGUAGCGGGUGCCAUGCUUCCUUUGUGGUAUCGAGUCAUCGAGCCGAUAUUUCAUCAAAAAUACAAGAGCCUGUUUUCCGAAGAACUGGGUCUAACAAAUCUCCCCGACGUGCAUGACAUGCGAGAGUUGACCAGCUUGAUGAUUAUUAAUGGUGAUUAUCUCUCGGAUUAUCCGAGGUCUUUUCCUCCUUUCGUCGUAAAGGUGCCAGGAAUUCAUUUAAAAAAGACUGGAGAACAUAAACCACUAAAAAAAGAAAUUGAAGACUUUAUCCACGCCAAAGACGAGAUUGGUGGAAAUAAAACCGAGGGGUUCAUCUAUAUUAGUUUUGGAACCGUUGCAAAGGCACCAAACCUUCCUAUCGAACUGAGGGAAAUAUUUUUAAAAACGAUUAAAAGUUUCCCACAUCGGUUUAUUUGGAAGUGGGAAGGAGGAAAGAUACCUGAAGAAUACCCGUCUAACUUGCUUUUUGUGGAAUGGGUGGAUCAACAAGAUGUGCUGGCACAUCCUAAAAUUAAGGCAUUUCUCACGCAGGCUGGUAGGCCAAGUUUUCAAGAAGCAUUGGGUAACGGAGUCCCCACAAUAACAUUCCCAGUUUUAGCAGACCAGGAUUUUAAUGCCCAUCGAAUGAGGGAUUUAGGCAUUUCAAUUGGACUCGAUUUUGUUGGACUCACGCAAGAAAAAUUGACAGAAGCAAUCUCGAGAUUACUCACUGACGACAGCUAUAAAAAGCGGUCUGUUCAGCUCGCCAAAUUAUCCAAAGAUGUGCCCAUGGAUCCCGUAGACACUGCAUUAUGGUGGACCGAGUUUGUCCUAAGACAUACCAAGGAAGAACUAGAAUUACUGAAACCCUUGUCACGUCACUUGACGUGGUAUCAGAAGAGAGGUUUCGAUGUUUGGCUGUUCUUGUUUGGAUUCCUUUCUCUCUCAACUUGGAUGACAUACGUCAUAUUGUGUCGAAUUUAUGCCAGCUUUUUUGGAAACAACAACUUCUCCUCGAUUAAAUUAAAGAAAUCGUAAUUAAAUAAAUGGAAUUUGUAUUUAAAUUGA